This is a messenger RNA of Sarcophilus harrisii (Tasmanian devil), 5339 nucleotides long. RefSeq names its product L-2-hydroxyglutarate dehydrogenase (gene L2HGDH). The record is from RefSeq and is a predicted model, not a curated record. Bases 136 to 1524 code for a protein of 462 amino acids. NCBI's taxonomy places the organism in Eukaryota, Metazoa, Chordata, Mammalia, Dasyuromorphia, Dasyuridae. The transcript has a single exon. Gene Ontology annotation, molecular function: (S)-2-hydroxy-acid oxidase activity; (S)-2-hydroxyglutarate dehydrogenase activity.
CUCAUGCUCUGCUCCCUUUCCUCAGCCUAGUUCAAGGUAGCUAGCCUUUCUCGUGCACUCUUCCCCCUUCUCUCACCGGAAGUAUUGGUCAGGUGCAGCCCCACUUCCGACACAUUCGGCCCUUUGAGGCACGCCAUGCUGCUGCUCCAGCACGCCCUGGUGGCUCCGAGGAUGGCCCUGGUGGCUCGGCUCUCCCGGGUCGCCUGGGCCUCCGGGGUGCAGACCCGGGGCCCUGUGAGGCGGGCGCUGUCCCACGGCGUUGGUAGCCAGAGCCACAGCAGCAGCGGCCCCGACAUUUACGACGUGGUCGUCGUGGGCGCGGGCAUCUUGGGCCUGGCGGUGGCUCGGGCCCUGCUGCUCCGCCGGCCGGGCCUGCGCGUCCUUGUGGUGGAGAAGGAGGGGGCCAUAGCGCAGCACCAGACAGGCCACAAUAGCGGCGUCAUCCACAGCGGCAUCUACUACCUGCCGGAAUCGCUGAAAGCCCGGCUGUGCGUUCAGGGCGCGGGCCUCCUGUACGCCUACUGCGACCAGCGGGGCAUCCCCUACCGGCGCUGCGGCAAGCUGGUGGUGGCCGCGGAGCAGGCAGAGCUGCCGCGCCUGCACGCCCUCCACCAGCGGGGCCUGCAGAACAAGGUGCUGGGCCUGCGCCUGCUGUCGCCGCACGACAUCCAGCUCCGCGAGCCCUUCUGCCGCGGCCUGCUGGCCCUCGAGUGCCCCUCCACGGGCAUCGUGGACUACGGGCGCGUGGCCGCCGCCUUCGCCGAGGACAUCCGCGAGGCGGGCGGCUCCAUCUGCACCAACUUCGAGGUCAGCCGCCUGGACUUGGCCCACGACUGGCCCGAGGUGCCCAUCGUGCUGCAGAGCAUCUGGGGCGCCCACGUGCAGGCACACUUCGUGGUCACCUGCGCGGGCCUGCAUUCGGACCGCGUGUCCCAGCUGAGCGGCUGCAGCCCCGAGCCGGCCAUCGUGCCCUUCCGCGGGGACUACCUGGUGCUCCGGCCCGAGAAGGCCUUCAUGGUGCGGGGCAACAUUUACCCCGUGCCCGACCCCCGCUUCCCCUUCCUAGGGGUCCACUUCACGCCCAGGAUGGACGGCAGCGUCUGGGUCGGGCCCAACGCCGUCCUGGCCUUCAAGCGGGAGGGCUACAGCCCGCUGGACUUCUCGGCCCAGGACACGUGGGACUCCCUGCGCAACAGCGGCCUGGCCCGCCUGGCGCUGCGCCACGCCUUCUUCGGCGCCGGCGAGCUGUACCGGGCCCUGUCCCUCACGGCCACGGUCCGGCAGCUCCAGAAGCUGCUGCCCGAGAUCACCGUCAGCGACGUCCAGCGGGGCCCGUCCGGAGUCCGGGCGCAGGCCCUGGACAGCCUCGGAAACCUGGUGGACGACUUCGUGUUCGACGGAGGGGUCGGGGGCCUGGCUUCCCGCGUGCUCCACGUGAGGAACGCCCCGUCCCCCGCGGCCACCGCCUCCCUGGCCAUUUCCGAGGUGAUCGCGGACGAAGUGGAACGCAGGUUUAAGUGGUGAAAGACCGAGGCCCCCUCGGGAAAGUGACUGGUUGUUCUUAAGGAAAAGAGGGGCGCUAGUUAAGCCUUGGGAGAAUAUUAAAAUGUGAAACGCGUGCUAUGGAAGGCUGUUUUGUAAUAGAAAAGACCUGUGAUCCUUUUAAAAAUUUUAUAUGAAACCCGCUGAACGCUUGCAGUCGUACAAUUGUCAGUGAUCACUAUGCAGUUGCUUGUGGCUAAUCAGAAGGCGGUUUGAUUUGAUUUUUGUUUAAGGCUCUGUGUUAAAUAGGGGGAUCCUCUCCCCCUUCUCCCCCCAACCCCCCCAACCUCCGAGCCUUCCAGGAGGUCACAUUCUGAGGAGGAGGAGGAAAGCUGCGUAAAUAAGUGCGGAGCAGGUGGAAGGUAUCCAAGAGCCUGGCCCGGACCCACCCGAGCAGAGGCGAGUGGGUGGGGGGCUGGGCUGUGAGGUGCGGAGCGGGAAGGAGGAGCUGCACCAGCAGGAGCUGCACCCGGGCAAGGUCCGGGACUUGGAGAAGAGCAAAGGGCAGGGGCGAAGGACUUUAGACGCCAAAUGUACCUUUGCGUUUAGCCUUAGAGGUGAUAGGGAGCCCCAAAGCUGUUGGUUAGGUGGGUGAGACAGCCAGACCUCUGCUUCAGGGAAAUCACAGGCUGCCGCAGGAGGGAUCAGGGAGGAGAGAGACAGGGAGACUUUAGGAGGCAAUUGCAGCCAUCCAGGUGGGUUUAUAAAGAAAAGUAGGAGAUAGGCAGGAGACAGACAGGUUAGGAAGGUAGAAAGCACAAUAUGCGUAAACAGAUGGCAAAUAUGGAGUGCGGGCUUCAAACACGGCACCGAGCUUGUGGGCCUGUAGGGCCUUCAGCAGCAGAAAUAGGAAAGUUUGAGAGGUGAGGGACAGAAGAAGCUCUGUUGUGGACGUGUUGAACUUGAAUGGGCCAUGCUAUUGCAAUCCCAUAAUCCUUUUAGGGAAGUGGAGCAUUCCGCGGAGUUUUGCUUAAAGCCAUUUUUAUGUAAAUCCAGCGUGCCCCCAGAAGUGGAGGAGGAAAGCAGGGAGGCAGGCAAAGGGGGCACUCAUCUGUCCAGGGAGAAGGCCGGUUCCUGGCUCAAGGAUACGGUGACAGAAGCCAGAGCAGAAAAAGGAAGAUAGUCACAUGGUCCUGGAACAUUCCGGGAUGGAAAAUAGGGGCCAGAUACGGGGGCAGUGAAUAAGGUCACCUCUGGGUGGUCUCCAUCCAACCUCCCUCUCCCCUUGUUGGUCACUGCCUCUGGGUACUUUUUUGAGGGGAAGGGGCAGGCUGCAGAGUGCCUAGUAGAAGGGAAGCAGCAAAGGAAGAGCACAGCACUGUGCAGUAGUUAAAAUAGAUUUUGGGGGAAUGUAGAUGCCUUUCAAAAUUCUUUAUGUGUAUAAUGGGAAUUUGCGAAAAGUGAGAAUUGUCUGUAUAUGCAUAUGUAUCAUAUACAUAAUGCUAAUAAGUCUUCAAGCCCUUCCCUAACAACAGUGGUAUGGGAGUGGAAAAGGGUGGAAUAAACAAAAAGUUAGGUUAUUAUUUAAGUAUCCUUAGUGGAUUCAAAAUGUGGGUACUGGCUCCAACAAUACCUACAUAAUCUUUCCAUGGCCCCUAUUCCUGUAUACCUCUUGUUCAUAUAUUCCCACAGGGAAGCUGCCUUGAGGUGAUGUAAUAGAUAGAACUGUGGAUCUGGAGUAAAAACGAGUUCAUCCUGACUCAGGACACUUACUAGUUGGGUGACAGAGCACUCAAUCUCGAGCCUCAGUUUCUUUAUCUCAGUGGGGAUAAUAGUACUCCCCCCAAAUAUAUGUAGGGCUUUUUUCCCAAAGUUUUUCCAGAAGGUAAUGUGAAAUAUUAGAGAUAGAGCUAUAUAGGAAUUAUGCUAUCCUAUGAAAAAAAAGGAAAUUAAACCGGUUGGGUGAGUUGGUAUAACACCAGCAAGGAAGUUUAACAUUUUCCCCCUAGAUCAAGGUUGUUGAGCUCCCCUCAUGUGGCUACCAUAUGUUGAGUGUAUUCAGGCCUGCUUCAUAUUUCAAUGCCUUUUUUUUUUUUUAACCUUUAACCUCGAUAAGAAAUAUAAUGGUCCAGUAUCUGAGUCUAGUUAGACAAAUAGAUGCCUCUGAAUGCAGUUAAAGUAAGUCAACAUACCACUCUCUUAAGGUCUUUCUAUAUUUGCAGUACUAUGGGGAGACAAAAGAAGCGAUUAUAAGAUGAUGCUUCUGCUGUCAAAUAACUGCUUUGAAAAGCAAGUGAACAGAUGGAAAUUAAUAUUAAUUUAGAUAACAGGUCAAUGAGAUGUCACAAGACUGGCUAAUUAUAAAAUUACUUUGUUGUGCUAUUAGAGUUCAGAAUAGGGAGAGAACUUCAUUUUGGGAUGGUCAAGAUAGGAGAGAGAGAAGAGGCAGACUUUAUGCUAGAUUGGAUUUCAUGUAAUUCACCUAUCUGAAGAAUAGUGGUCCUCAACUGUAAUUGGAAAGUUCACAAGGUGGGAGAGAGAAACUCUGUUUUGGACUCAUUAGGCCACAUUGAUAUUAAUUACAUCCACAUACAUACAUGUAUAUAUACACUAUCUAACAAUUACAAAGUAAUGGAGGUGGGAGAGGUGUACAGAAACCUUGGAGAUACCAACUUUUCCCAAACUACUCAUUUUACAAAUAAGGAAAUUGGGAUUCUGAUGCAUCAAGUAACUUGGUAGAAUACAUUUAGAGCUGGAAGAGACUUUUAAAGGCCAUUUUUAAUCUGAUAUUCUCUCCCUGCCUUACUUUACAAAUGUUUAAAGUGAACCAACAAAACAUGUUUUCCACUAGAUUAUGAUUUAUUCAGCAUCUACUUUGAGCAAGAUACUUCUAGGGCAUUGAAGAUCAAUUUUUAAAAAAUGAUUUUUAAUGAUUUAAUGAUUUUUUUUUAAUGAUUCUGCCCUCAAAAGAGUUUACAUUCUACUUGGAAGGGGGAAGCAAGUGAGAAAUUUCAGAAGUAGAUCCAGAUAAGGAAAAAGGAAUAAGUAUUUGUUAAGUACCCACUAUAUUCCAGUCACUUUGCAAACAUUAUCUUUUAUCCUCAUAACUUUCCUAGAAGUUUGGUUGCUUGUGUUAUCUCUAUUUUAUAGUUGAGAAACUGAAACAAUUGAGAUGAAGUGAUGGCCCAGCAUCACACAGCUAGUUAGUAUCUAAAAUUGUGUUUGAAUUUGGGUUUUCUUAGGUCCAGCACAAGACACUGCACCACCUAAGUGGCUCUAAAAGAAGUAUAAAACCAGAUAGGAAGCCCUGGGGACACAGGUAGACAAUUUGAGGAAAACACCCACCUUCAGAGGUGGUAGUGGGGGAAGGGAGAGGGAAACUUUGCAAAAGCUUGAGACCAUAUACUGGAUUCUGCAGACUAAGAUCUGGCAACCCUCUACCAUGAUGAAGAUAAAUGUGGAAGUGUAAUCUCCAAUACCCCCCACCCCCAAGGGAUCUGAGAAGGGGCCUGCAUCAGCAACAGCUAGGGAACACAGAGGUCCCCCACCUGUUACUCUUCUUCCUAAAAAGGAAGGGUAAGGAGAGACCAGUUGGGUUUAGGAUCUGAGAUGAAACAAAUCCUCUCCCCUCAGCCAGUGAUAGGCUGCGUUGGAAUAUCUAUCGCACAGUCCCAAGGACACGGCUAUAUUUAGCAGAAAAAUAACAUGAAGGCAAUUAGAAGAAGGUAGUUUUAACAUUUGUGUUUGCUGGUGUGCCUGAGCAAACACUUCUGUGCUGCUUUAAGAAUUACAAAAGGGGAGUGGGGUGGUGCUGCAGUUAGGUGGAGCAGUGGAUAGAUCACCAGUCCUGAAGUCAG